AUGACGACUUCACUGAUCUUGCAUCCACGCUGGGCGGAUACCUUCAUGUACGUGUAUGAGGAGAACCCGAAUGAAAAUAAUCAGAAUAAAAUCCCAGCCAUGGAAGGGCUCAGUGGGAACUGCCCAGCGAGCCACUGCAGGGAUUUAAUCACUCACCCGGUAUUGGGUCGUCAUUCCAGCACCAUUGGGACUCACCAGAGUUCUGUCUACACGGAUAUACCUGCUCCAGAUGCCGCCAGGCAGUGCCCCGCGCCACCAGCCUCUUCCAACGCCACCUUGGGCUACGGCUACCCUUUUGGGGGCAGCUACUACGGAUGCCGGCUCUCCCACUCCCACAACGUGAACUUACAACAGAAGCCUUGCUCUUAUCACCCGGCUGAAAAAUACCCCGAGCCCAGCGGCUCCCUCCCCAGCGAAGAACUAUCCUCACGGGCCAAAGAAUUUGCUUUUUACCCGAGCUUUGCCAGCUCCUACCAGGCGGUCCCUGGCUAUUUGGACGUAUCAGUGGUUCCAGGUAUCAGUGGCCACCCAGAACCGAGACACGACGCGCUGCUUCCCAUGGAAGGAUACCAACACUGGGCUCUUUCUAAUGGCUGGGACGGGCAGGUCUAUUGCUCCAAAGAGCAGUCGCAGUCUACCCAUCUCUGGAAGUCACCUUUCCCAGAUGUGGUACCUCUUCAGCCAGAAGUGAGCAGCUAUCGUAGGGGCCGAAAGAAACGAGUCCCCUACACGAAAAUUCAACUGAAAGAACUAGAAAAGGAAUACGCCGCCAGCAAGUUCAUAACCAAAGAGAAGCGACGAAGGAUUUCCGCGACCACUAAUCUUUCCGAGCGCCAGGUCACGAUCUGGUUUCAGAACCGCAGGGUGAAAGAGAAAAAGGUCGUUAGUAAAUCUAAGACACCUCACCUGCACGCUACCUGACAAAAGAAACCGUCUAGGAGGGGGCGGGGGCGGGAGCAAAGAUGCAUUGAAAUCGAGGAGGAGCGAAACAAGCAAACAUACAAAUAUUUAUCUGAUAAAUUUGUAUAGAUAACACACGCCUUGGACUCUUUGAUCAAUCUGAUUAUUUAAACAAAAAGAGAGAAGAAGAAGAAGAUCACCCACCCACCACGGAAAGAUGAGGAAUUAAACCGCCAUCUUUGGUUUAUUCUUCUGUCCUGGCAUCACCCUCUCUUGAACUGUGAAUCCGGUCGCCCCAGUUAAACAUCCGUUUUGACAUGGUUUUCAAUGUGCACAUUUAACAAAGGGAGAGGAGAAGGGGGGAGGGGGAGGAAACAAAAUAAUGCAAAUAUGUAAAUUUGCCACUAUGGGAUUUUAAAUGUUAUUUUGUAGUCCUGUAUAAUCGCCUGUCCCUCCCCGCCCCAUCAAGGAUCAAAGAUCUCCCCUUUCUUUGGCUGUUUCUGUCUGUGAUGUUUAAAAGAAAAAUGAAUAAAGAAAGCUAUAUACAUAAAUAUAUAUAUGGAGAACGUAUUCACCUUGGUUCAAAUAAAAGAUGCCCUAGAAAUGUUUCUUUUGCUACCGUGGAGAGGAAAACAAAAAAGAAAACCGAAAGAAAAGUAAGGCUGCUACCCUGAACGUGUUGCUGUUCGUGUUUUUACUCCCCUGAUUUUAGUCUGUAUUAUUUUAAACACAUUCUCCAGUAAUGUUGUUCCUGCGUAAUUCCUAGGGCACGA
Molecule: messenger RNA, 1673 nt
Organism: Pogona vitticeps (central bearded dragon)
Lineage: Eukaryota; Metazoa; Chordata; Lepidosauria; Squamata; Agamidae
Gene: HOXC13
Product: homeobox C13
Biological process (GO): regulation of DNA-templated transcription
Molecular function (GO): DNA-binding transcription factor activity, RNA polymerase II-specific; DNA binding
Source: RefSeq, a predicted model, not a curated record